This is a messenger RNA of Dermacentor silvarum, 5609 nucleotides long. RefSeq names its product putative neutral sphingomyelinase (gene nSMase). NCBI's taxonomy places the organism in Eukaryota, Metazoa, Arthropoda, Arachnida, Ixodida, Ixodidae. The transcript has 9 exons. Gene Ontology annotation, cellular component: cytoplasm. Gene Ontology annotation, molecular function: sphingomyelin phosphodiesterase activity. The coding region runs from base 1748 to 3106 and encodes 452 amino acids. The record is from RefSeq and is a predicted model, not a curated record.
AGAGGAAAUUUGCUGUUGCUAGUCGCACAUCAGACAUAACAGUUUGCGUAUCCCUCUCUUCCGUAAGAGCUAGAAAAGUGGUGUCAGGACAACAAGGGGAGAAAGUCGGCACCGAGGGCCAAGAAGCUGCAACGCGCCCGCCUCUCGAGGUGCGCGGCAGCCUCCCAGUUUCGGUUUCGUGCGCUCUGACAGGUGAAUUUCGUCAGUUUACCCGGGUGAUCGCAUUUUCCAUAUCCAAGAGUUGAUAUGGCUUGUACGAAGAGCUCGCUUCAUUCUGCCGAUUACGAUUAACCCGCUGAAUUUAAAAGCUUAAAAGUUAGUUACUUGAUUUUUGUCAAUUAGCAAACUGAUAAUCACUGAUUAUCACGCAUCACGCGUAGCCUCAUGGUUGCCACCGCUCGCGGCAUGGCUCCGAAAAAACCCUCAUUUUAAAAACGAAUUUCAAAAAGGUUUUUAUAGUUUUAUUUUUCUUCAUCCGUAUAUAUAUAAAGAAUAUAUGCUCAUCCCUUUUAGUUUUUUUUUUUUUUCUCCGGCAAGAGUUGCGGCAGAGCAAGUUACUUGUAGGCUUUUCUCAUGACCUUCGAGAUUAGGCGGCGUAACCUGAUCUCGAAGGCCAUACUUUGCUGUCCCCGCAGCUGCAGUGGAGUACACGCGCGCGUGUACUGCACGUCCGACUGCUGUAUACGCAGUAUGUGUGCGCAAAUCGACCGUCGUCGCCUUGUGUCAGCGAGCAGCUUGUUUGAAAUUAAAAAUACAUCUGCUCAGUGCAUGAUGUGCGACGCCGCACGCACAAUGAGCGCAUUUGAAAUGCACGCGUGACGGUCAAUGGUCCGGAAAUGACCUUGGCGGCCGCAGAAACAUAAACAGAACAUCUGCACAAUAUCAUAAAGCAAGCGAGGUCACAGGAGGACGAAUCGCUGCCAAAAUGCUGAAUAUUUACCACGCGCAUUACGGUCGGUCUACGAAGUGUACUUUCGUGAGUGCCAUGAGUAAUGGCCAGCAGAAUGGAGACGACUCCAGGAAAAGCGAACUACUUGAAAAGCGCCCGCAUCGUGUUGCAAAAGCUUCCAGAAUGACGUGCGCCAGCCGAAGCGGAGUGUCGCGUGGUCGCUCGACCUCCCCGUGAAGCGUGAAUUGAGUGGUGUACAUGCACUUUGAGAGAAGACUUGAGAGAGCUAUUUCGAGGGGUUCUUGCGACGCGUGUGAGCGUGCUGUAGUACUACAGCGACAGUGACGAACCAGGACAAAGCGCGCGAAGCGUGAAGCGUAUUUAGAACAGGCCGCGGCGGCGUUCCUGGUGUUUUUCUCUGUCUUUACUUCAAUGCGCGUCGCCGGGUUUCAGUUUGCCGCGCGACGCCCGCUCGCCUCUCCUCAGUCCUUUUUUCCUGCAAGAAGCCUCCUUCGAGUCUCGCGCUGCUGCUGCUGCUGCUGCUGCUGCGUCGACAACACGUUCGAAUGUUUUAGUAACACUGCCGUGAAACGUCAACAAACACAGCAUCCCCUGCACUGAUGGCAACGGAAGCACGGAUUUUGCCAGCCUCGUAGUGAUUCCGCGAUCCGCGUGAUUGCGGAAGCGAUCGCCAGGAGUUCCGCGAUCGCUCAGCUGUCGGCGUCGUCGUCUGCUUCUUCUCUGGCUCGCUAUCGCCCGUGUUUGAUCUCUGUGUAAGCGCCUCGAUUUAUUUUCCAGCUCGGAAGCGCGCCGCUGCGGCUUGAUGACCAGUCCUCUUGUGAAACGCAUCUCGCAGGAAUGAAGAUGGAAGUCGAAGUGCGUGUGAUGACUCUCAACUGCUGGGGCAUUGUUGGUAUCAGCAAGCACCGGGUUGAACGCAUGACGGCCAUUGCAAAUUACCUCGCCACGACCGAGUACGACUUCGUGUUUCUCCAAGAGAUCUGGAGCCAGGAAGACUUCAAGCGAAUCCGCAGAAAGGCCAAGCACAACCUGCCAUACGGUCACUACUUCUUCAGCGGUGUCAUAGGCAGCGGCGUCUGCUUGCUCUCCAAGAGCCCCAUCGUGGACACGGGCCUACUCAAGUACAACCUGAACGGCUAUGCACACAAGAUCUUCCACGGCGACUGGUUUGGCGGCAAGGUAGUCGGCCUCUGCAAGGUCCGCCACCGGGGGCUACACAUCAACCUCUACGUCACGCAUCUCCACGCAGAGUACAACCGCAACUGUGACGUGUACCUGUCCCACCGCAUCUGCCAGUCGUUCGAGCUGAGCCAGUACGUGAAGCAUACGAGCAGCAAUUGCGACCUGGCCAUUCUGGCUGGCGACUUCAAUACAGAGCCCUUGGACACGCCGUACAACAUCAUCAUCUACAACUCCGACAUGGUGGAUACAUUUGUGGACCAGGAGAAAUUCAAUAGGGACAGUAUGUGUGUGGGUGCGACGUGCAGCCAUCCCGAUAACAAGUACACCUCGUCGUACGAGAAGACCAGCUGCCCAACAGGAAAGCGGAUCGAUUACAUCAUGUACAAGGUCGGGCGAGGUGUCAGCAUUGAAACCAAGUCGUGCACAACACCGAAGUUGAAGACCGCCUCGGGGCUCCCUUUUUCGGACCACGAGCCCGUCGAGGUGGUGUUGCGCGUCAAUAAGUCCAGCGAAUUGGCAUCUGGCGUCCUCUCGUCAACGGUGGCGACGCCGGUGUUGGGCAUCGCCAGUGUGAGCAAUGCAGCCAGUCCGGAUCGCACCAGCCUCAACUCGCAGUGCGCGCCUGGUUUGCUGGACGCUCUGCACCGUGGCCAGGAGCAGUUGCGGUUGAGCAUGGACGGCCUGCACCUGGACCGCAUCUUCUACAUCGUGGCCGCCUGCUUCAUGGCCUGCAUUCUGGCCGCCACCGUGCCCCUGCACUUGCCGCAGAUCUACCACUGGAUCCUGGUGCUGAGCCGCACGAUUGCCACGAUGCUCCUGGGCUUCUGCUUGAUCAUGGCAUUCUUCUGGACCGCCAUGGAGAAGAGCUCCUUGCUGGAGGCGCGCAAGUCCAUGCGCCUCUUGUGGAAAGCGCACUCCUCCGACGUCGACUCCAACAUGAGCGUGACGCCUGUCUCGCUCGCUUCUGUUGCCUGCGAGCCACUGCUGCAGCUCCAAGGGGACCAAAGGGUCUGACAGGACCCUCCCGUCACGGCGCCAACUUUCACGAUACAAAGCACAGUGGCAGCGUUGCACCAAGGACCAACGUUUGUGUGACUCUGAACGCUCUCCGAGUCAUGCCUUGCAUGUCACUGGCUGCUUUCCAAAGGGCACGCUGUUGUCGGUGACGGGCAUUAGGGGAGCCAACAUAAAUGCGACCCGUCAUCUUACGUUCCAUGCUGAUGUAUCGGUGGUCGCUCUACUGUAGAUAUUUAGUGUCACGACCUAGUGAACAUUCCUGUUAUUACAAAUUUGUCGGCAUUUGGAUGAGUCAUCUGGACACAAGAUGACUCGAUGAUGCCAAGUUUGGAAGCCCUUUCUGUGAUUUGCAUAACAUGCUGUAUUUUGUUGCUAAGGAGAGUGUCUAUGUGGGGCCCAGCAGCUCGGGUUUGCAAAUUUGCUCAAGCGACACUACUUUUGGGACCACAUGUUCUGACUGGUCUUUUUUAUUUCUGCGAAAUGUAUUUGGUGCAUAGCACAAUCUGGGAACGCCAGUUAAUGUGCCGAGAUUCUUAUCGCACCCCGAUCGUUUUCUGCAAAUGUACCAUGCAAGGAUCGUCACAGUCUGAUAGCGUUCAAAGGCAUGACUUGCUUGACCUUGCGUGUGUGAUGCAGGUUCUGGACCGUAUUCGGUCACCAGGGCUCAUGUAUUGUGCAACGCAUCAGCUCACUUUUGUCUCCGGGGUGACUUUAGCAUUUACAAGCAUGCCCCCCUUUACACGAUGCUCUUCGUGCUUUUUAUGACACCGUUGAUUAGCGGUGCUACACACGUCGCACCUGCACGUUACUGUGCAAGCGACUGUGUCAUUUUUGCAAACGAAGGGUGCACCACUGAAAUAGUCCUAAUGAUUUUGAUUUUUAUGAAGCAAUGGUGUCGCCCUAGCCAGCGUAUAAAAUCACCGUUGGUGUUAUGCGGUAGAAGCUGCUAGACCGUGGUCCAAAGCUUAGUCACUGAUUGUUAGCGUAGUACUUUAAAUAUUGCUCAUCAAUUUAACUAAUGGAAGGAGCCAGUGCCUGACAUGACCUUGGCGCUGUCCAUGAUAUGUAUUGUUCUUCAGCGUUAUCACUGUGCUGGGCGGGAAGUCCAGUUUGGCAGACAUCUUGAAUGACUGCUGAAUUCUCGCGGUGACUUCUUUUUUUUUUCUUGACCAACAUGCUCAAUUACAUAUCUAUAACUUAAUGCUCAUGGUGUAGAGGCAGUGGGCCCAAAUGAUCGCUUGAAACGUGUGACUAACCAUGACAAGACCACCUUUGGGUACACUGCCGAGCACAUUUUUUUCCUGUGUUGAAGAGGAAUGUUGCUCCUAAAGGUUGAAGUGAUUGUAGAUUUCCUAUUAAUUACCGAGUAGCAUUACCGUGUUUAACCAUCGGAGGGGAAUGCUUGGAACGAAGGUGACCAACCUUGCGUGGUAUACAUGCACAUUCAAUGCAUGAGCAUGCAUAUGAUAGUGAAGCCGUACUUAACUGGAAACUGCAUAACAGUAAUGAUAGAAACGCUUAUUGUGUAGUUGUAAUGCAUUGUUACACAGCUAGAAGAAGUGUGCCGGAUCGGGCAGUGGUCCUACAGUGAAUUGGUUAUGGAAACCUGUUGUCAGCCAACAAGUUGCUCAUUAAGAGGUCUACCAAUUCAGGAACCAUCAGCUUCAAAAGGCAUAGCACAGGUUUAUUUUUUUUUUUAUCAUGUGACUGAGCGUCAAAUGCAUUUUAACUUAAAUAACUGCAAAUAGCUGCACAACUUGUACCAAGGAAACUGCUGCCAUCAGCUGAAGAUCAGUUGAUUGAUCAAACCUAGUCCUUUGCAUGUUCAGUUUUGAACUAAACCUUUCAGGUGUACAGAGCAUUAAAAAAAAAAUUGAUAUGUAUACAGAUAUGUGUAUGUAGAACUGUGAGGAUUAUGAUUGGUGGCAUGCACUUCAAUGUUGUUAAUUUCAGUACGCUGCGUGAUGGGGUUUUGCUCGCGAGAUGUUAAUCAGUUUUAUGUCUGACUUCCAAAGUCUUGGAUGCUAAUAAGUUUAGUAAAAGAAACUUCCACAGUGUUUGUAUUUGUAUGUGUUUGUAUGAGCACUUGGAGGAUGCAUGAACUCGUGACAUUUUGUGAUGAAUGUGUCGACAGACCAGAGAAGAUAGUGGUUGGCACACUCUAUAGAGGUGGUGUUUCUCUCGUAGGUUCUUACAGAGGUCUAGGGAAGCGUGUGCAAGUCUGCCAGUGCCACUGUUCAGUGCUUCAAGGAGAUGGAGAGCUCCUUUUGAACAGUAGGCUCAAGGAAUGUGCAUUGACAUGUGGUUGUCCGUGCUGAAAUGCGACCAUUGUUUCUGUUCAAGAUUUUGUUGACCGAGGCGAGCAAUGGCCAACUUUGUUAGAACAGAGUUCCUAAGCCACCAAUGUAUUUCUGCUGUCGAAAGUGUGGGUACUUCUCUCUUGUAAAUGUACACUUAAGCUACGGGUUUAUUAUGGAAGUCAUUAAAGGGUUCACAAUAA